AUGUCACGGAGCUUGAGAACACUGUCCAGCGCGGCACUUCCUGCGAGGUGUAUCGCGGGACCUAGUCGGCUUCCACUUGACACCAUCAGGAAAGCGUCCACUCAGGCCGCAUCCAACCCAUCAUCACCAUCAUCAUCACCAUCUUCCUCCCCUGCGGCCUUGGCCUCGGCCUCGGUCCAAUCUACGGCUUCUUAUCCCUACUCAAGUAGUAUCGUUUCCAAACCUUCGACUCUUGAGACACCUACGCCUCGGCGUAAUCUGCUUCACCCAAAGAAAGGAUGGUCCGUCAUUGAACAUUUGAACUCACACCUUCGAUCUCAAUACGAUACAUUGUCCCUCAGUACGACCCUCUUCGCGCGUAAAUCUCCCGAACGUCUGAGGACGGGAUCCAUCAUUACCGUCACUUCCUGGACUAAUGCCGCCAAAACGGCAACCACAUCGUUCUCCGGCGUGUUGAUCGGUACGAAACAUAGGGGGAUCGAUACGUCUUUCAGGGUCCGGAACGUCGUCUCGAGGAUAGGCGUAGAAUACAACUUCAAAUGCUGCUCACCUCUCCUGAAAGAAGUCAAAGUCAUCAAGAGCGCGAAAGGGAAGAAGGGUCCAGGCAGAGAUUUGGGCACUAGAAAAGCAUAUUGGGUCAGAGACAGACCAGAUAUCUUGUCCAAAAUCGCGGCGCAGGCGAGCAAAGCGGUCAAGUCGAGGUAG
Molecule: messenger RNA, 705 nt
Organism: Kockovaella imperatae
Lineage: Eukaryota; Fungi; Basidiomycota; Tremellomycetes; Tremellales; Cuniculitremaceae
Product: translation protein SH3-like domain-containing protein
Exons: 2
Coding region: 1-705 (234 amino acids)
Biological process (GO): translation
Cellular component (GO): mitochondrial large ribosomal subunit; ribosome
Molecular function (GO): structural constituent of ribosome
Source: RefSeq, a predicted model, not a curated record